UACUGUAACUCAAGUUAGCUGAAUGUUAACUUUGGAUGGUUGCGGUUGGCCUUAUUUAGUCACAUGGCCUUCAGCGCUUCAGUCCGCACACUUCGUGGUGCUUUAGUUUCCGGAGGCUUCAGUUGCCUGCAGACCCGUGAGUACUUAAAGAGAGUGGAGGUCAUAGGUCCAUCUGCAAAAAUGGAAGCUAAAUACAUAUUGCCAAAAAUUACAGUACAACCAACAAGAGGACUUGUCGAUGAAAUGUUCUACAUAGCUGUUUCAAACAUAUCUCCUCAUCAAGAAGUCACCAUACGCUCUUUCCUUCAGUCUGAUGAUAAAGACUUCUGGCAUGCCUAUGCAUAUUAUGUCAGUGAUAAUAGUGGAGUAGUAAAUGUUGCUGAAGAUAAUAGCUUGGGAGGCUCAUAUACUGGCAGAGAACCAACCGGACUCAUUUGGAGUUUAAAACCAGUACCUGGUGGAAGAACUGCCCUGAGGUUAAGAAAAACCGAAAUAUUUACACCGUUUGUCAUAAAUAUAUCUGUAUACAAAGGGCAUAUCAAAGGUGAUUUUAAAGAAGAGACUGCAUUAGCAUGUGCUGUAAUGGAGCGUUGGUAUGUUACACCCGGAGUUUCAAGGAUAGAAGUUAAAGAGAAUGGAAUUUAUGGAGCACUUUUCCUUCCACCAGGUCCUGGGCCAUUUCCUGGACUUUUAGACUUGUGGGGCGGAGGAGGAGGGCUAGUAGAAUAUCGCUCUGCUCUCCUAGCUUCUCAUGGCUAUGCUACUCUUGCACUGGAGUACCUGUCCAGCAAGACAGAGUUUUCAAAAAUUGGAGAAAAAUAUUUUGAGGCAGCUUUUGGCUACCUUGAAAGUCAUCCUCAGGUAACAAGAGAACAUGUAGGUAUUUUUGGCCUCUGCUUUGGAGCUUCUGUGACUCUUUCUGUUGCAGCAAAUGAAAACAAGAUCAAUCCUAAAUGUUUGGUUUGUGUCAGUGGAACCCAUGUUAUAAGAAUUGGGGAAUCCAUCGAUAAAGCCUUUGCAGAUCUGAAACUAAAUGAGGAAAAAACAAGGUUUGAUGAAAAUAAUCAUAUAAUAUGGCGAGAACUUGCCCUUCCAAUACCAACAGAUCCAAAUAAGAAAGUUAAUGUUGGAAAUUUAAAGUGUCCUCUUUUGCUGAUUGCUGGCAGUGAUGACCAGAAUUGGCCGACUCCUGAAUCAGCUGAAGAUAUUGAAAAAAUGAUGAAGGAAGCAGGAAAUGGACAUCUUUUGACAAAAAUUAUCUAUCCUAAGACUGGACAUCUUAUAGAGCCGCCUUAUAGCCCCCACAUUCGAUUCAGCAAUUUUGUUGAUUUACAUACUCGUAAAAAAGGUAAGGCAAAAUGGUACUCUAUUAAUAUAAAUAUCUAGUAGGUAAACAUACCA
Molecule: messenger RNA, 1401 nt
Organism: Polypterus senegalus (gray bichir)
Lineage: Eukaryota; Metazoa; Chordata; Cladistia; Polypteriformes; Polypteridae
Product: bile acid-CoA:amino acid N-acyltransferase-like
Exons: 10
Coding region: 64-1386 (440 amino acids)
Biological process (GO): acyl-CoA metabolic process; fatty acid metabolic process
Molecular function (GO): fatty acyl-CoA hydrolase activity
Source: RefSeq, a predicted model, not a curated record